GACUCCAGUCGCCUCCCGAAAAACACUCCAAGAUGGUGGAGUGUAUCGUGUGCCUUGACGACCUACCGUCUUCGAAGACGGCCAAGUUGAAGUGUGGUCAUCGGAUGUGCAAGUCGUGCCUCAAGCGCAGCUUCAAGCUCUCCGUCAAAGACCCCGCGCAGAUGCCGCCGAGGUGCUGCACGUCGGACUGCAUCCCGCUCAAGCACGUCGAGAACCUGUUCGACAUCGAUUUCAAGAGGACUUGGAACCGCAAGUUCCACGAGUUUUCCACCCGGAACCGCGUGUACUGCCCGGGUAAGAGAUGCGGCCGCUGGAUCAGACCGGACCAAAUCCGGCUGCACCGCAACGGCCGCAAGGUGGGCAGAUGCGGUAGCUGCCAUACUCGCGUAUGCUACGAGUGCAACAACAAAUGGCACGGCUCCAGUCCCUGUUCCGCUGAUGAAGAGACAAACCAGAUUCUACAGCAAGCCAAGGAAGAGGGAUGGCAGCGCUGCUACAACUGCAGGAAUAUGGUAGAGUUGAAAGAAGGCUGUAAUCACAUGACUUGUCGUUGCGGUGCCGAGUUCUGUAUGAUUUGUGGGUUGAAGUGGAAGACUUGUGAAUGCCCAUGGUUCAACUAUGAAGGUGCCGACGCCGAAGCCCUCGACCAUAUGCAGAUCCCGGAACCGAUGAUAGAUCGCGAGCGAUUGGGUCUCAGGAGUGCUCCUCCUGCGCAGGGCUUCGAUAGUAGACGCUCGCCUGCUACUAGCCUACGAGCUCGAACAAGCCCUUACAAUGAGGAACUUCUCCGUAGACGUCUUCAGGAACAACAGGACGAAGAAUUGGCGCGGAGACUUCAGUUCGAGGACAGCGAGGACGAAUAUAUGGAUCCUGCAGACGACGGUAUGGGCCUCGGUAACGCUGCCAACACAGCGACACCCUUCAAUAUGAAUCAACCCUUUAGACGUCGCGCACAGACUGUUGUUGCACCACCAGCUCCCGCACCGCCGGCGGUAGGACCAUUUGAAAGGACGGCAGGUUCAGUGGCGGACUAUGUUACUGGAGUGAAUAGGGCACGUGGACUUCGUGCCAGUUCGAUGGAGCGACGUCUCGCCGACCGAUUCGAACAGCGUCAAACCCCUGCUCCGACUCACCAACCUUUCGGACAGUCCAUACCACCUCCCCCGGCUCCUCCUCGAGCGAUGGGUCCGCCGCCACUACCGACUCAAGCCCCUAUACCCACACCCCCUAUGAUGCGCAGGCAUACCGUAGACGACGAAGAAUUAUACGAGAUCCCGAGGGCCAGCCGAAUGUCCGAGCGGAUGCUCCCCAGGCGAGCCUCCGCACGCGGUUAUAUGGACGACUCGGCCCUCUACGAGUCUGGACCCCGAGUCCGACACCGGCAGCGCGCCGCAUCAACAUCGCCUAAAGAUUCCGUUCUCGCCGGUCUCACCGGUCCUGGACGCGGUAUGCACCGCGUUUACGAAUGGGUUGAGCACGUCGAGGAUCCACACACACUCGUUGCGUAGGUAGAUUCGAUGAUGACGACGAUGAUGUUAGGCAAAUGGGUUAUUUUUGUUUUUACUUGAGAGGAAACGUUUUUUUUUCUUCUUUUCCUUCCCCGUACUUAGGGGCUCAUGUGUUGACGAUAGUUCAUGAAAGACGCAUAACAUGACAUAACAUGACA
Daldinia caldariorum is the source of this 1666-nucleotide messenger RNA. RefSeq lists its product as uncharacterized. Bases 33 to 1508 code for a protein of 491 amino acids. Lineage: Eukaryota; Fungi; Ascomycota; Sordariomycetes; Xylariales; Hypoxylaceae. Gene Ontology annotation, biological process: ubiquitin-dependent protein catabolic process; protein polyubiquitination; positive regulation of proteasomal ubiquitin-dependent protein catabolic process. The record is from RefSeq and is a predicted model, not a curated record. The transcript has 3 exons. Gene Ontology annotation, cellular component: cytoplasm; ubiquitin ligase complex. Gene Ontology annotation, molecular function: ubiquitin protein ligase activity; zinc ion binding; ubiquitin conjugating enzyme binding.